UUAAAGAUAUCUUUAAAGGAUAAUUUGGCUGAUAACUGUCUUAAAGCUGUGGUUGCAGCCAUACAGUUGAGUCUGUAACGUUGCUUUCAGUUACCUUAAGAAAAAUUACUCUUUAUCUCUUCCCCCAUUUCUGUUCAUCCUCCCGGCAGAGGCGAUGCAUAAAAAUGAAGACAAAGUUUGUAUUUGGUGCAUUUGUACUUUAUUCUGCAGAUUUUAGUGUGCAUGCUCCUUUCUCAAAGGACACUUUGUCCAGUUCUUUAAGUGUUGUUAACUUGUUGGUAGCUUCCUGGAAAUUAUCCUUGAAGGCUCCAGGGAACUGAACUCUGCAAUACUGUGUUCUAACACAGCCUUGCCAGACGCAAACACUUAAAAAUACUUCCAUGGUAGCAAUUUAAUUGGACUCUUGCUUUCUGAUUUCUGAAACAUCUGGGUUCAUAUUCCGCAGUUUAUUUUUAUAGAAGCCUAGGAAGGACUAGGAAGCGUGAGGCUGUAUUGGAGCCAUCAGCCUUCAGUCAAGCCUUAAACAAGCAGCACAAGAUCAAUGCGACCACUCUUCUUAGAAGGACUCUUCCUAGAAGUUUCCAUCUUUUUAAUAGGCAGUUAUUUUGUUCCCCCUGCUCUCUUACAUAAUUUUUUCUGCUGUAAAUGCUUUUGCUUGCGGGAUUUGGUUUUAUUUACAUAUGUUAUUAGUAAUGUGGACCGCAGAUGCCUACUUGAAAUCAGGAUUCUCUUAUCUCCUUCAUGUAAACAAACGGGUUUUCAUGAGUGGCUGAAAAAAAUCUGUUCCACUUCAGAUUAUAACAGUGAGUUAUGGAUGAAUAUGUAUUAUACUCCUUAUUGUGGAUAUGUGUCCCAAUGUAAUAUCAGCUUGAAGAAGCAGAGGAGUCGAAGUAUCUUUAGCACCUUAUUCUGCUGCUUUCGUGACUACAAUGUCGAACCACCAUCAGCCAACAGCACCAGUGCUCUGCCUCCUUUGGUGGAGGAGAAUGGAGGACUUCAAAAGGGUGACCAGAUGCAGGUCAUGCCUAUACCAAGUGGAAUAUACUAUUUCCACGAGACUGAAGCAGUGCAGCAGUCGUUUCACUACAAGCCACCAGCUAAAUACCUCCUGCCAGAACUGACAGCAUCAGACUAUGGGAAGAAGUGUGUGGUCAUUGAUUUAGAUGAAACUUUAGUGCACAGUUCAUUUAAGCCAAUUAGCAAUGCUGAUUUCAUCGUUCCUGUUGAAAUUGAUGGAACCAUACAUCAGGUUUAUGUAUUGAAACGACCACAUGUGGAUGAGUUUCUUCAGAGGAUGGGAGAGCUCUUUGAAUGUGUACUCUUCACAGCCAGCCUAGCCAAGUAUGCAGACCCAGUAGCUGACUUACUGGAUCGCUGGGGUGUGUUCAGGGCAAGGCUCUUUAGAGAAUCCUGUGUUUUUCACCGAGGAAAUUAUGUGAAGGAUCUGAGUCGACUGGGACGUGAGCUGAGUAAAGUUAUUAUAGUAGAUAAUUCCCCUGCAUCUUACAUCUUCCAUCCUGAAAAUGCAGUGCCUGUGCAGUCCUGGUUUGAUGACAUGACAGACACAGAGCUGCUAGAUCUUAUUCCUUUCUUUGAAGGACUAAGCAAAGAGGAAGAAGUUUACAGUAUGCUCCAUAAACUCUGCAACAGGUAGCCCUUAACUUUGACUGACUUCUGCUACUAGCAGAUAGAGGCUGUCUCCAUCUUUUUCAGCUCUUUCAAAUGUAAGCUUUGGGGAGGUCACCCCUGUCAGAAGUGCUACUCUUGAUCUUCCUGUUACAUUGGACACGAAGGACAAUCAUGAGUGAUGCUGUUAAGCCUUCAGAAGCCUGACUCCUAAGGUCAUGUGUUCAGACUACUUUUUUAAAGGAAAAAAAAAAAAAGAAAAAAAGAAGCUAUUUUAAAUGGGACUCUUUUAAUGAAUUUCAUAAAUGGACAUCUUUUACUGGAUCAGCUUUUCUUAAAACAUGCCAAAAAAGAAGCUUGUAUUUCAGCAGUUGAAUUUCUCUCCCUUUCUUCCCCUCCCACUAUGCAGACAAUUUUACCCCCCUGCUUAGAGCAGUUGACCUGACUCUGAAUUUUUUCUUACAGAAUGAAGUGCCUUUUUGAAUGUUAUUUUAAGAUAAAAAUUCAUUUUUGUAUAAGACGUAUUUCCAGACAUCUUUUAGUCUUGUAUUGUCUAAAUGCUUUAAAAGGAAAAAGGAAAACUUUUAUAGAGCACUGUAAUAUAUAACAAAGGAAAAAGUUGAAACAAAGAUGCUGGGUUCCUGUCUCCACGAUGACAUUAAGUUGUAUUACAUUUUGUCAUGCUCAGAAGGUUUCAGCGUCUGUGGGAGGGAUGAUCUUGGUUAAUUACAUGGUGGUUUCACUGAUGAUUUUGGGCACAGUUUUGAACAUAUCUGCAGUUGUUUGAGUAUUAGGGAAUAAUGGAAUUGAGAAAAUAAGGUGGCUAAUAGAUCUAAAGCACCCUUUAUUCUAGACAGAUGAAAUUCUGUUGUCUCUGCUUACGCACAACUGCCAUGCCUCUCGUUUUUUGGAAAACCAUUAUCUUGGGAGAAUGGGGAGGAGAUCUAUUUAUUAGUUUUAAGAUUCUUUUCUUAAAAAAAAACACAAAAAAAAUCUGGGUAAGCUGGAUCUGUAUUGAGCUAUUUUGAGUACUUUUUUCUUUUAAUUGCUGCUACUGUAUACUCACCAAAUGGAGUUGACCAUCGGCUGUUAAACUGUUUUUGCCACUGUGCCUGUGCUAUGAAACAUUUUCUGUAAGCUGCAGACUUGGGCAAUAAAUAAAAUACAGGCUUCAUAACCCACCCCAAUGUAUUAAUCCUAUGGUAUCUGAUAUACCAGAAAAUUCAGUUAAAGGUGACCUGUAAAAGAUUCUGGUUUUUUUAGGGAUUUUUUUUUCAGUUGGGAUGAAGCCCUCUCUUUCUUUGGUAUAUAAAAUUGCAAAAAGCAUUUUUCCCACAUCUCUGAUUCAUAUUCUUCUUCCCCAAGGUGUAUGGUGCAGAUCAGUAGCUUUAUUGAGUCUUGCUAGAAGGGCAGAAGUUGCUAGCCUGGACUAAAACCGGUCCUCUGGCUUUGUGGUUGAGUAAGUCUCAUCUCUGAAUCUGAGAGCCUGGUUAGCAUCUUCUGUAGUGUCAUAGAUCCCUUUCAGAAGAAUAACCUUCAAGUAUUUUAUGCCUUUGAAGAACAAGGCGUGCCUUUUUUUUUUUAAUCCCACUUACCAGUGUCACCUUUUAAUUAUUGUACGCACCAGAAAUCUCCAAACAUAAAAACUACAGCUAUGUUUGGCUGUUGUCUGAGAAAACUAAGAGGUGUAAUUGGUGCUUCUAAUUAGCCUUGUGCUAAAUACUGAAUAGUAGAUCCCCCUUUGCCUUUCCUGUUUUUCUCAAAAUGUCUUGACGACUUGGAAAAACAUUUUUGCGAUGGACUUGGAAUUAUCAUCCUUGUCUAAAACAUUGGUGAAGCAGCUUAACAAAUUCCUUCAUAGAAGGGCAGGCCAGCCUACGCAGGCAGUGAGUAGGUUGUCUUAGGUGCAGUAUAAAACCGAAAGAUGACUUUGGCCCCUUGCAGGGCAGCUGUGCACCAGCUGCACACUGUGUCUGGUAGCGAGGGAUGUUAGAGGCAGUCCCAUGACGCUCGUGAGUCUGUACGGCAUUACCGUUUUGUUUUCUUACCAGUUGGCGUUACCUUAGUACUGUAUAGUUCUGUGCCACAACAAAAGACAAAACUGUCACAUUAAAAAAGUACAUUGAUAAAAAAUGAAAAAGAAAAAAGGACGUAUGGAUUCUGGUUAGUCCAUUAACGUUUACUUUCAGUUUAAGAUUGUUUAAUUUUGUAUUUGACUUCAGAGUAAUGAAACUCUAAGCUGCCAAAAAGUUGUUCUCUGAGCAGUAUUUUCAACUGUGUUUGUAGCUUCUAGGCUUCAAAUACAGUUUGCAGGGAAGUAUUCAGGUUGUAGUUAGUUGUGCAGGUAUGAUAGGAAUGGCUGAAAAAAUUCAAAGAUUUCUCACUAGCAUUAGACCAAACAAUCUUGCAAUUAGACAAUAAAUAACCCCACCGAGACAUUACCAUGUAACGGUUGUGACCUGUUGUAUGUGAGACAAACCAUGUCAUUAGUUUGCAUUUAUGAAAGCAGCGAUUUCAUGAACCAGUUGCCUUAAGUCUGUGAAUGAAUGUUGAUUAUUAAAGUGUCUUGUAUUGUUUUAAAAUCCACAUAUAAUGGGCAACUGAACUUCUGCACCAGCUUCUGUAGGAACGGUUCUGAUGGUGUUCUCUACUUGUUCUGUAAUGUUUGUUUGGGCUCUUGAAAUUGAAUUUCAAAAAACAAAUUUAUUUUAACUUAAAAUGACAUUUGGUGAUAAUGUAAAGGAAAAAACUUAGCAACAGUUUUGAUCUCUGCUAGUGUUUUAAGAGUAUUUUCUGUAACUUCUGAUGAAAAAUAUUGGUGUUUUAACUCACUCCCAUUGAAGUAAAACUUGGAGUGCUCUGCAGUCAGGUUUGAACUUCCCUGGGUUAUCAAAUUUGGCCAAAGGGAUCAAACUGCCGUAGUGGUUUAUUUUGACACUAUCAUCAUACUUGAAAUUUCAAGUGUUAAGUUUGCGUGACUAUACAUACGCUAUAUAGUUAGAGUUUCUAGAUUUUAACAAAGCAAUAUAGUUCUGUCCAUAAAGUCAGAAAAUGAGUGGAAUGUUUGUAAAAUUUGCAAUACGGGUAUUUGAUUGUAUUUUAAAUAGGAAAAAAAUACUUGUUUCCUAAAGCUCUUGCAUAUUUUGAAGUGCAGUUAAUGCAUGCAGGUCACCAGGGCUGUUAUAAACCCUGGGUUUCAAUUUUUAUUUCUGGAUAUUAUAGAAGUGUUAAGAUGUCCUUUCCAGUUGGUCAUUCUGUUCAGCUAAAGAAACAACGCUGCCUGGCCUGAAGUUCUGUUGUCCUUUUUAUGUUGGGUUAAAAAAGGUUUUUUGCCUGUAUAGGUAUUUUUAACUUAAACUGUAAGGCAGAAUGCCUUAGAUUCUUGAAAUUCAACUGAAGUGUUAUGAUUAAAUUGCCAUUUGUAAACUAGGGCUGUGCACAGAAUACUUGUUAACCACCAGGAAGCGUGGCAGGUUUUGAAUGGAGAAGCGUAGCAAAUGUACAAUGUUGCUGUGUUCCUUUAGGUAGCUUUGGAAGAAUAAUUUGUCUGUUUGUUUUGCCCUUCAAUCUUUUCUUUGAACAGCAAAGCUAUACAUGGAAGAAACUCAACACCUGAAGACAUUUGGUUAUCAAUGUAUGCAAUCACUUUAUCACAGCAUGAUUUUGAUUAGACUGGUUGGGGACAAUAAAGUAUCUAAAUGACAGUGGUGUGUACGGAUGUUGCAGCUUUUGAAAUUUCAGUGUAAAAAAAAUCUGUAGCUAUAUAAUUUGCAAACACAUAAUCUUAUGUUUUACAGAUUCUUUUUAAACUAAUAAAACACAGUACUGCACAGCCCUAUUUGUAAAACAAAACCAAGUUUGUGCCUCUGAUUUCCAAGGUGCUGUGAUGUUGUUAUGCCUUUGUGGGGUGAGGAGGGCAGGUGAGACUUGCGUGGAGCAAUUGCUUAAAAAUCUCUGGGCUAACUAUGCAAAACCAGCUGUCAGUUUUCUGU
Pezoporus flaviventris is the source of this 5618-nucleotide messenger RNA. RefSeq names its product CTD small phosphatase like (gene CTDSPL). Gene Ontology annotation, molecular function: RNA polymerase II CTD heptapeptide repeat phosphatase activity. The record is from RefSeq and is a predicted model, not a curated record. NCBI's taxonomy places the organism in Eukaryota, Metazoa, Chordata, Aves, Psittaciformes, Psittacidae. Bases 542 to 1654 code for a protein of 370 amino acids. The transcript is spliced from 9 exons.